This is a messenger RNA of Daphnia pulicaria, 1431 nucleotides long. It is a transcript of the gene Syx13, whose product is annotated as syntaxin-12-like. Gene Ontology annotation, cellular component: SNARE complex; endomembrane system; membrane. Gene Ontology annotation, biological process: vesicle fusion; vesicle-mediated transport; intracellular protein transport. The coding region runs from base 333 to 1160 and encodes 275 amino acids. Lineage: Eukaryota; Metazoa; Arthropoda; Branchiopoda; Diplostraca; Daphniidae. The transcript is spliced from 7 exons. Gene Ontology annotation, molecular function: SNAP receptor activity; SNARE binding. The record is from RefSeq and is a predicted model, not a curated record.
AAAAAUUAAUCUACUUUUGUCUGCUUCUACGAUUCUACGUAGCGGUAGCGCUAUCGUUGAAAGUUGUAGUCAACAAACACUUAGCAUAGCUACUCAGUCUCAGUCUGUUUUCAAAAACCUAUCGAAUUUCCCUGCGCACUGUCAUACGUCCUUGGAAUAAACUUUUCGUGAAUCACUGAAUUUCUGAAAAUAUUUAAAAUUCUCUUACUUACUGAUUCAUGAUAUUCGUAAGUCAUGAUAUGUUGAAGCCAUAUAUACAUGAAUGAAAUUUUCUCAUAUUUCUUGUUUUUUAUAAAACUUCAAUAUUUCUCGACUUUAGUUAUAAAUUGAUCAUGGCUAGAGCAAACUAUGGGGCACUUGCUGAGACUCCAGAAGUGGUAUUUGGUGGUGGCCGCCCACGAAAUCCAAGCUUGGGCAGAUCUGAAUUCAAUCAGCUAAGUGAAACCAUAUCAAGCAACUUAUUCACCAUCCAAGGAAGUGGUUCGAAUUUAGAGAGGGCAUUAAAGUCACUUGGUACUGAGAAAGAUAACCAAGGUUUGCGUGAUAGUGUCCAUGUUAUUCAGAUGAGUGCAAAUCAAAUAGUCACCCAAACAAGUCAAGAGUUAGUGACACUGGCUGCUACUGCCAGGCUAACAGGUGAUAGAAUGUCUCAUCUUCAAGUGGAUCGUCUAAAAUUAGAGUUUGAAAAGUCACUACAGAGAUACAGUGCUCUACAGAAGGAAGUUGCCAACAAAAUGAAAUCGACAAUUCCGUAUAACCAUUGGGAAGAGGAACCUACUUCAGACCGCCAAAAUCUUUUGGAAAGGGUGGCAGAGGAAAAACAUCAAAAGCUCAAAGAGCUUAAAGAAGUGGAAUUUGAACAACAAAUGUUAAUAGAAAGAGAACAGCGCAUUCAGCAAAUCGAAUCUGACAUGAUUGAUGUGAAUCAAAUUAUGAAAGAACUUAGUGCUAUGGUCCAUGAGCAGGGAGAAAACAUAAACUCGAUCGAAAACAAUAUAGACCGUACCUAUACACAUGUGGAAGAAGGUCGCCAGCAGUUGGAAAAAGCUUCUUCGCAUCAAAAAGCACAUCGCAAGUGGCUCUGUUUCCUGACUGGUCUUGCUCUGACGAUAGCCGGAAUCGUCAGCUUAGUUAUCUAUCUAGAACUUCGUCCUUCCUAGUCCAGCCACAAUGGCCACGUUAAAAACAAAAUAACUAAUUAUUUAAGUGUCUCCAGUUAGCGCCUUAUUUCUAACCACAUGAAAAUUGACGUGUUUAUAUUACAAAAAAAUUUAAGUAUCCAAUCUUUUGAACUCAUUAUAUGCGUUUUCUAUUUGAUAGCUCGACUGUUUCAUUUCUUUACUUACCCGUUCGGUGACAUCCAACUCCACCGAACUGUGUAAGGCUAAAUCGUAAAUGCUGUUUAAAAAUACAUUGGAAAUUGGGCUUCUA